Messenger RNA from Aspergillus steynii IBT 23096, 446 nucleotides. RefSeq lists its product as uncharacterized. Bases 85 to 315 code for a protein of 76 amino acids. Lineage: Eukaryota; Fungi; Ascomycota; Eurotiomycetes; Eurotiales; Aspergillaceae. The transcript has a single exon. The record is from RefSeq and is a predicted model, not a curated record.
CCUUGUCUCUUGCUGCGACAUUGACAGCGGGACAGUCCCUGGAGCAGCGCAACAUCUCGGAGAAAAUCCAUCCACUCACGACCCAUGCGUGUGGCCCCCCCCCCUCCCCUCCAUCUUGCCUGGUCUACGGAGCGGUUUCUUGAAUCUGACAGAUCCCAAUUUCUUUUCUUUCAUUUCGUCUUCCCUAGCGCCGUCGGUUGCCCCCUUGUCAUUGGCUUGCCUGCGACGGGUACGGCGGUACCUAUCUGCAUCAACAGCUUAACCACACCCUCGGUGACCUUGAGUCUAGCCCUCCUUACAAUUGGAAAUGCCUAAUAAUGAAAAUAAAAUAACAUGAAUCGAUAUGGGUCAAUAUAGAAACAUUCUGACGAGUCGUCUACCCCGUAAUUUUUCGCUUCUUCGCACACUAUGCCUUCCGUCCAUCCUUCCAGAGGAGACAGGGUAGU